AUGGGCAACCGGGGCAACGAAGAUCAGCAUGUACGGGUACCAAGGGUGGAGGUGCAAGAUGAGGGGUUCACCAUCCUCCAUGACUUUCCCCAUGCUGUGGCAGACAUCGUUCUAAUUCACGGCCUGCAAGGCCAUCCGAAGAAGACAUGGUACUACGGUGACUAUGAAGACCCACGAAAGUCAAAGCCGAGCGUGUUUAGUCGCUUCCACAGGGAAGUCGAUCGUGAUAAGGACUGCUUCUGGCCUGAAGACCUCCUUCCUCGCGACUUUGCGAACUGCCGCAUCAUGACAUACGGUUACGACUCCCAUGUCAGCCAUUUCUUUGCCGGCGCGGCGAAUCAGGGCACCAUAACGGAUCAUGCGACCAGUCUACUUCACGACCUCUGCGGAAGGCGAACCACCCACAGUUGCAGGCGGAGGGCCAUAGUCUGGGUCGCGCACAGUCUGGGCGGGUUGCUUUUGAAGGAGGUGUUGAGGCUUUCGUGGCAGGCACCAGGAGAGGAGCUGCACGAAGUCUAUCAACAGACAAUUGCUACACUCUUUCUCGGUACACCGCAUCGAGGCAGCGAUUUAGCAGAGUGGGGCCUCAUGCUAAAAGCUGCAGCGAACGCCAUCCUGUUCGACACGAAUCGCUCGAUCCUCAGACAGCUGAAAGUUGACUCGGUAAUUCUUGACAGGUUGAUUGAUGACUUCGCCCGCGUCUACGAACAGAGCAAGUUUGAUGUCUACACGUUUCGGGAAGGAAAGCGCCUCGAUAUUGGUCUAAUUACCAUGGAUAAAGUUGUCAGGGAUUCGUCAGCUCGGAUAGGCUAUGGGAGAGAGCAGAUCGACAUGAUCAAUGCGGAUCACAGGCACAUGUGUCGCUUCUCUGGGUUCAAAGACAAUGGUUACCUCAAGGUCUUCAAUGCGCUUUCAAAGUCAAUCAAAACCAAAGCUGUUCCAGAAUAUGCUCGCGACGAAAAGUAUAUGCAAGCUAUCAGGGACUUACCUGCGCCUGAAACUCAGCUCCGGUAUGACCAAGUGGAGCCGGCCCUUGAGGGAACCUUUGAAUGGCUCUUCACCAAGGAAUCACUAGGUUUCGAAGCCUGGUUACGAUCGGAUAACCCACUUUACUGGAUCAGAGGCAAGCCAGCCUCGGGGAAGUCUACUUUGAUGAAGAUGGCCCUGAAAGAUCCACGGACGGCAGCGGCGCUGGAAAGAAGCGAUACGAAAUGUUCUACAGCGUCAUUCUUCUUCCAUGAUCGUGGCGCCUAUAUUCAGAAGUCAUUCGAGGGUCUGCUCAGGGCUAUCCUUGACAAGAUCUUGUCUGACAUUCCUGAACUGAUGGGAUCAGUCUAUGAAUCUUUCCGGGGCGAAACUGAUAGAAUAAAUUUCCAACGCUUUCGGUGGACGACCGACUUUCUCAUUGCUGCAUUUGAUUCCAUAUUGCAGCAGCGAAACUUGGCUGCAUCUAUUUCCCUCUUCUUAGAUGCACUGGAUGAAUACGCCGGCGAUCGUGCACAUAUAGUUGAGUUCCUCCAAGCCCUCACCAAGAAACGAAAGUCUUCUGUGACCCUCAAGAUUUGCUUCUCCAGCCGUAUGGAACAAGUAUUCCUGGAUAAGCUCUCAGACCUUCCCGGAUUUCAUAUCCAUGAACACACUGACGGCGACAUAUCUCUUCUUGUCAACGCGAAAUUUGCCGCUAAUGGCCGAAUGCAACGAUGCCUAGAAAAUGGAACGGAUAAGGAGAAAGAAGCCGCCCAGAAGCUUAAAAGCAAAAUUCUUUCUCUAGCUCAGGGGGUAUUCUUAUGGAUCAAGCUUAUUCUCGACGAGCUUCUACCGGAGUUCACGGACGGCAAAAGCCUCAGUGACCUACACAAAACAUUGGAUACAGUGCCAACUGAUCUCCACGAGUUCUACCAGUACAUUGUCGAAAAGCGCAUCAAUCCGAAGUACAUGGAGGAAAGCAGCAUCGUCUUCGAACUGGUGAGAUUCGAUGAAAUGUACCGUUUUGUCAGGAGUAGGUCUGGUAACCUCGUUGAGAUCAGACAUUCUAGUGGUCAUUGUGGUGGUGAACUAUGGCAACCGUCACAGCUUGAUGCGACAGACACGAACUUGGCCUCUUACAAUGUCCAAUUCCUACAUCAAAGCGUCAAGACGUUCGCAGGCAAGAGAUCUGCCGUCAACUUAGCCGCUCAAGUCCCACAGAAGAGAAAUGGUUUUCUCUAUCUUUUGAAACUAGAAGUUGUUGUGGAGAUCGAUAAAGAGACGGCAGAGCACGAGAUCCCUGAGAUAGUCGAUCUCGUGGGAUUUGCUACUCUCGCCGAGUUGCCGCGAACACUAGAGGACUUGUUGAGGACAGCAAAUCCCCAGGAUUCGCAGCGAUGUCUUCAGAGCUUCUGCCGGUACUACCUGCACAGAGGCCCUAUGUCUAAAGAAACAUCCAACAUGGUUCUCAAAGAGCUUCUGAAAUACAGCAGCAACAGAAAAGCUCUAGCUGUUAUCAAGGAUCUUAUUUAUGCUCCACAUAGCGCUCGACACCGAGAUAGCUACUCUGGCAGGCUCCUCCUGGCCGCAGGUGUAGAUUCAAAUAAAUUCAGGUUCCGCGGUUAUUUCCACGGAGUUUCACUUCUCUUGCAACAAUUCUUCGAGAAUGGGAUUAAGGUCAGCACCCCCAUUCCUACGCGAUGGCUGGACCCUACCGACGGUCACUAUUGGCCCUCUUGGACGCUGAUGCUUCAUGUUGCCGCGUCACACUGGUCUACCAGGGAACUAGUCGAUGCUGUUCUAGGCGCGAAGGGUGUCGAUAUCAACGCGUUAGAUGGUAAGGGCCAUACAACGCUGGAUUAUGCGCUAUACUCAUAUGGCUUUAGCGUCAGAACAGUUUUCAAGACACAGAAAGGUGAUGAUAAGAGUGAUCACGACUUCGACCAAUACACGGAUCGAGAGUGGUACAACGAGCGCUUCAACGUUGCUACACGCCUUAUUGAUCGGGGAGCGAAGGUCUCCGGACUGUAUAAGAAUCCGCAUCGCUUGAAGUCUACCGAUUUGGACCAGCUACUUCUUAUUCGGUUGCCAAUAGACACAAGGCUUCUGUUCCCUCCAACCCUUGCUGGCGGGGCCGUGGCCGAUGCGAUACUUGAAAAUCCCAUUGAUGACGAGUGGUGGGACAUGAUGAGGAAGAAAAUAAAGGAGAGACUGAUAUAUUAUAUAGGGGGUAACAAAACCGAAAGUGUCUCUGAGCUUCACGACUCUGGCCAGUAG
Messenger RNA from Scedosporium apiospermum, 3243 nucleotides. RefSeq lists its product as uncharacterized. The record is from RefSeq and is a predicted model, not a curated record. NCBI's taxonomy places the organism in Eukaryota, Fungi, Ascomycota, Sordariomycetes, Microascales, Microascaceae. The transcript is spliced from 6 exons. The coding region runs from base 1 to 3243 and encodes 1080 amino acids.